ACGACAAGGUGCUGGAAGUGGCAGGGCGAAAGAAAAGGCUUGAGCGCUAGAACGGAAAAGCAUAGACAGUUAAGACGUACUGUCCAUUCAUACGAGCUCCUCGGUAAUCUGUUAGCACAUCAGUUUAAAACGAGAUUUCUAAAUAUAUUUGGAGCGCCCUACUAUCCGAAAGAUCAUUUUCACACUGAAACCCAAACCUCUCCGCUUAGCUGAUUAUCCAGACCAUCCGAAAGGCCAGUGGGGCCUCAGUUUGCAGAGAAUGCAGCUGCCCAGCCAACCCUGCCCUAGAUGGGAGUGAUUGAUAAGGAUGUCCCAGAGAAGCAGAGCCCACUGGUGAGGAGAGCUGGAGAGGCCGAAAAAUAACUGCCGCGGCUAUUCCAUGCCGAGUGUCACCAUGCCCCUCCUCCCCUCCUGAACUUGCUCUGCCUCGACCCCUCCCACUCCCGGAGACGUGCGAAGUUGCCCCCCCCCCCCAGCCAAGCUCCUUCACGUGGCUCGCCAUGGCCUCGGCCUACCUCUGGAAGCUGUCGUCCCAGAAGCUGGGCUUCUUCCUGGUUAGCUUCGGCUUCAUCUGGGGCAUGAUGCUGCUGCACUUCACCAUCCAGCAGCGAGCCACGCAUGAGAGCAGCACCAUGCUGCGCCAGCAGAUCCUGGACCUCAGCAAGCGCUACAUCAAGGCCCUGGCCGAGGAGAAUCAAAGCGUUAUGGAUGGGCCCUAUGUGGGAACCAUGACGGCCUAUGAUCUGAAGAAAACCCUGGCGGUGCUCUUGGAUAACAUCAUGCUACGACUGGGCAAGCUUGAGUCCAAGGUGGAGAACAUCUACAACGGCACAGGGAGCAACCUGACCAAUGGCACAAGCACAGCAACGCCCAGCUCAGCCAACGCAGAUAAAGUCAAUGUUGCAGAUCUGCUGAAUGGCGCUCAGGAGAAAUGUGAGCUUCCCUCCAUGGACGGUUUCCCUCACUGCGAAGGCAAGGUCAAGUGGAUGAAGGAUAUGUGGCGGUCGGACUCAUGCUACAGUAACUAUGGCGUGGACGGUUCCACCUGCUCCUUCUUCAUCUAUCUCAGCGAGGUGGAGAACUGGUGCCCACGCCUGCCGUGGAGGACUAAGACAUUAAACGACGAGGCCGACCGGAGGGCCCAGACGGAGAUCCGAACGAGCUUCGAUGAGCUGUACCGAGUCAUGUCCCGGCGGGAGGAGUUCCGCUGGAUGAUGCUCCGCAUCAAGCGCAUGGAGGAGCCCUGGAUCAGCGCCAUCCGAGGACUGGCCACCAAGCAGAACCUGGCCAAACGGAAGAGGAAGAAGAUCCUGGUACACCUGGGCCUGUUGACCAAGGAGUCGGGCUUCAAGAUUGCGGAGAAUGCCUUCAGUGGCGGGCCCCUGGGGGAGCUGGUCCAAUGGAGCGACCUCAUCACCACCCUCUACCUGCUUGGCCACGACGUGCGCAUCUCCGCCUCCCUGGCCGAACUUAAAGAGAUCAUGAGGAGGGUGAUGGGGAACAAGUCCAGCUGCCCCACACAGGGCGAUAAGGUGGUGGAGCUCAUUUACAUCGACAUCGUGGGCCUGACCCAGUUCAAGAAGACGCUGGGUCCCUCCUGGGUCCACUACCAGUGCAUGUUGCGGGUCUUGGAUUCCUUCGGCACAGAGCCCGAGUUCAACCAUGCCCACUAUGCCCAGUCCAAGGGCCACAAGACACCUUGGGGCAAGUGGAACCUCAACCCCCAGCAGUUCAACACCAUGUUCCCCCAUACACCAGACAACAGCUUCCUGGGUUUUGUGGUCGAGCAGCACCUGAACGCCAGCGACAUCCGCCACAUUGACGAAGUCAAACGGCAGAACCAGUCACUGGUUUAUGGCAAGGUGGACAACUUCUGGAAGGACAAGAAGACCUACCUAGACAUCAUUAACACCUACACGGAGGUUCACGCCACUGUGCACGGCACAAGCACCGUGCACCUGCCCGGCUACGUAAGGAACCACGGCAUAUUGAGUGGCCGCGACCUGCAGUUCCUCCUCAGGGAGACCAAGCUGUUCGUUGGCCUGUCCUUUCCCUACGAAGGCCCGGCCCCCCUAGAGGCCAUAGCCAAUGGCUGUGCCUUCCUCAACCCCAAAUUCAACCCGGCCAAGAGCAGCAAGAACACCGACUUCUUCAAAGGCAAGCCAACCCUGAGAGAGUUGACCUCCCAGCAUCCCUACGCUGAGGUGUAUAUCGGCCAGCCACACGUUUGGACGGUGAACAUCGAGAACCCGGCCGAGGUGGAGAGAGCCAUCCGCUCCAUCCUCAGUCAGAAGAUCGAGCCCUACCUGCCCUAUGAGUUCACCUGUGAAGGGAUGCUGCAGAGACUCAACGCCUUCAUUGAGAACCAGGACUUCUGCCACGGCCAGGUCAUGUGGCCUCCCCUCAGCGCUCUGCAGGUGAAGCUAGCUGAGCCGGGUCGGUCCUGCAAACAGGUGUGCCAGGAGGAGCAGCUCAUCUGCGAGCCCUCUUUCUUCCAGCACCUCAACAAGGACAAAGACCUGGCCCGGUUCGGCAUAGACUGCCAGACUGUGGAGUCCUCGGGCGACACGGUGGUGCCAGCAUACAGCGAGGCGCGCCGCCACUGCGUCUUCCAGUCGGACCUCCUGCUCUUCAGCUGCGCCGGCGCCCACUCCUCCCUCAAGCGAGUGUGCCCCUGCCGCGACUACAUGAAGGGCCAGGUGGCGCUGUGCAAAGGCUGCCUAUAGCUGCCGCCAUGACCCCCAGUCUGUCCGUGUGCCGACAUUGCUCGGAGUGGAAUGGACCCCUGCUUCUUUUUUUUUUUUACAAAAAAACAGUGCGUCGCAGGUGAUUGGGGUGUUGGGGGCGAGGCUAUCGAGCCCUAAGCUUUCUGCAGCCUUGUAACUCCUCCCACUGCCAGGUAUCCCGAAGGAGGUAGGGCGGACUGCGAAACGAGACAACCACGUGGAAAUCUGUCAUUGAUAUCCGUUUUUAAUUGCCUAUCGUUGUUUUUACCAAGAGGAUCCGAACCAAGGUCGGAGAGAGAGAUGCCUGAGAAUGACUGUGGGAACCAGGAAAGUCAACGCGACAGUUUUAACUAAAACACAGGGCAGGAGGAAAGGAGGGAAAUAUGUCGCACAUUGGCCUGAAUUACUUGAAUCAAUGGGAGUACAUCGGAGGCAGAAAGCUCGGCAACGGUGCUCUCUGUCGCCCCCAGGCUUUGUGGCAGCCAGCGGUACUGUGGCCUGUGGCCCAGUGAAUACGACCAGAGACGUUCUCCCAGCUUGUAGCCACAUCAUGGGACCAACGUGCCGGCGGCGCGUCACCGGACUCGGCAUGCUUUCCUUCCUGCCCCCGUUCGACCUUUGAAGUCGGAAAACUUUUAGCUUUGUAGGUUUGCACUGGUAAGUCUGGGAGUCCCAGACUACAAGGCUCUGCAGUAAUGUCCACAUUUGUCAACUACUUUGAAUGAAGCAACAUACGUGGCUUUUAUUCUGAAUGGUGUGCUAUGUGUGGAACAUUUGGAAUGUAACGUUAUGGCUACGUUGUCCCUAGAUGCUGAUCUUGGUUCAGCUGUGAUUUUUUUCUCGCUCAUGGUUGUGAUCAAGUUCCUGAGAGCAUGAGCUGAUGCGAGGUCAGUAUGUAGGGAAAGCUGGUGUGAAUAAGGAGCAAAGCCAGUUUUACACUGUAACUGUUCCGCUUCCUCUAGUCCUGCCUGGAAAGGGGGAGCGGACACCUGUAGAUAUGAAGUUGGUUUUCGUUGUUUUCCGGAGCAUAGCUCGUUUUUAAACCCAAACCCAUUGCCCCUGUGAGCCUUCCCAGCUACAGCUCCAGUACCCACAGAAACACUCCAGCUUGGGUGGCAGCUUCGCAUGCUAGUUUGACCAUCCUCCCAUUCCCAGUACAAAUUCAAAGUCACGCACCUUGCCAGAUUGAUUGGGGAUGUGCAUAAAAAAAAACUACUCAAAAAAUCGUCAUUCAAUUUGAAUCAGCGCUUCGACAAGGAGUCUGUUUGGUUAUAGAUUAUGAUUUGUGGUAUGUAGGCUACUGUAGACCGUCAAAAACUACCAGAGCUGUAGCAGGAAAGUGACACACACCCCAGGCGAUCUAUCGGCCAAAUCAACAGUAUGGAACAGGCCAAUUGCCUUGGCCACAAAAGACUUAUUCUAAAAUAUUCUAAAUUAUACAGAGAUAUAUUGAUCAUUACUAUUUAUAUUCUAGAUAUUUAACAUCUAUAUCUUUAUGUAUUCAGUAUAUAGACCGGAAGACAGCUUACACGUCUCAUUUCUAUGUACGUACUGAUAACUGUUGACAGAGCAACACACACACACAUCGACUUCAGUUUACUUCUUUCCUUCAUUCAGAGAUCGUUAGGAUCCUAAUUUGCCUGCAGAAUUCUUUUAGAAAAACAGUCUGUGUUGUGAAUGGAAAAAAUGCACUAAUUUAACAUAUGUACUGAAGUUUAACAAAAUAUAUUAACACUGUAUAUUGUUCCAAUGGGUUUAAAAAUAUUUUUUAAUUUAUUUUAUAUACAGAUCUUUAUUUCUGUUCGCUGAAAAAAGUUUUCUUUUUAAUUUAUAGAAAGGGAGUUUUCUUUUAUAGAGGGUGAUUUUAUUUAUCGAAAAAUAAUUUAAAAAGUUCACGUGUACAGUCAAAGUGCAUGGCUGAGGCAGGAGUUGUUUGUCCCAUGUGAUUUCACCCCAUAGCAACAGCGAUGAGAGAAUUUAUAGAUUAUGUCCACAACUUUGGAAACGUGGCUGCAGAAGGCGGUUUGAAAACACCAAAACGUGUCCGGAGUGGUGCGAUUUCUGCAGCAUCUUGUGAUCAUUGACUAGAUGGCACUAACGAGUUGGACAGCAGUUACGUAGAUGGAUAUCGUCUCACUGCCGCUGGGAUGAUGACGUUGGGACAAAAGCAGCACGCCCAUUUCUUUUGUUAAUACGUAAAUGCCAGCAAGAACCUCAUGUGAUGUUUUUAUUUUCAGAUCUUAAUGCUAUUCCAUUUGCACAUUUGUACAUUAUGAAAGCUUUUACGACUUGCUUUUUUCUCCUGUACUUGUCCGGGUUUGCUUUAUUUCAUAGGGUAAAUAUGAUGUGCAGCCAGGCUACCAUUUUAAAAAGUACAUGAUGUGCCUUUUGAUGGUUACAAUUAUUAGACUCUUAUUGUACCUGCCCGUUAGACCUAUCUGACCUACUGCCAGACAAAAUUGUUAGUUGUGGUCAUAUAGUUUGCCAGAAAGAUAAUGUUUCUUAUAACAUUUAUUAAUAGGUGAAGAGCAACUGUAUGUUUUGGAGUUUUUGCUGAUAGCUAAAACAAACGUCCUAUUGAAGAUAUGUUUACCAAAGGCUUUCAGUGUGGUAAACUCCAGUGUGUUUGUUUCUUUCUGGCAGUAGCCUUGUUCAACUCCUAUUAGUCAUGUUCAGAGCAUGUUGUCAAUGGUGAUUGUCAAUCUUUUUAAUCUUACCUUUUCAUUUUGUUUUAUACUUUUGUUGCCUAUUAAUGAGCACUAGGCUCAGUAAAUGGUCUGUUUUGAAUUUGGUUGGACUAAAAAAAUAAUAUUGAAACUCAAACCCAUGGUUAAUAAGAAGUCGAGGUUUGGUGUGGGCGAGAAAAGUUUCCCAUUACCAGUUUUCUUUAACCCAAACAUCGAAUGUCUCUAGUCUCACAUCUGCAUUUGCGUUCUAAAAACUAUAAUUACCUUUUUCAAUCUCAACUCUUUUUUAAGCUAUCGUGGACAAGCAAAAGCAACGAUUGUUCUGUAACUUAAUUAUUGACCGUAACGAAAAAGAACCGACAUUGUUGUUUUCACAGUUUUAGACAAAUAAGCAGGAUAUAACUUUAUUUUUCAAUAAACCUUUUUCUGUGAUAAUUGG
Esox lucius (northern pike) is the source of this 5852-nucleotide messenger RNA. RefSeq names its product alpha-1,6-mannosylglycoprotein 6-beta-N-acetylglucosaminyltransferase (gene mgat5). Lineage: Eukaryota; Metazoa; Chordata; Actinopteri; Esociformes; Esocidae. Gene Ontology annotation, biological process: protein N-linked glycosylation. The record is from RefSeq and is a predicted model, not a curated record. Gene Ontology annotation, cellular component: Golgi apparatus. The coding region runs from base 501 to 2726 and encodes 741 amino acids. The transcript is spliced from 18 exons. Gene Ontology annotation, molecular function: alpha-1,6-mannosylglycoprotein 6-beta-N-acetylglucosaminyltransferase activity.